Messenger RNA from Dryobates pubescens (Downy woodpecker), 1673 nucleotides. RefSeq names its product ATP synthase F1 subunit beta (gene ATP5F1B). Gene Ontology annotation, molecular function: ATP hydrolysis activity; proton-transporting ATP synthase activity, rotational mechanism; ATP binding. Gene Ontology annotation, biological process: proton motive force-driven mitochondrial ATP synthesis; proton transmembrane transport. The coding region runs from base 32 to 1633 and encodes 533 amino acids. The record is from RefSeq and is a predicted model, not a curated record. Lineage: Eukaryota; Metazoa; Chordata; Aves; Piciformes; Picidae. The transcript has 10 exons.
GGGCGGGACGCGGGGCUCAGUCGGCGCCGCCAUGUUGGGGCUCGCGGGUCGUUGCUCGGCCGCCGCCGCCGCCGCCGCCCGGCCGCUGCUGCACCGCGGGGCCGGGCAGGGCCACGACUUCCUGCCGCUGCUCCUCAGCCGCGGGGCCGGCCCGGCCGCCGCCGUCAGGGCGCGUCGGGACUAUGCAGCCCAGGCAGCCCCCGCCGCCAAGGCCGGCUCCACCACCGGCCGCAUCGUGGCCGUCAUCGGCGCGGUCGUGGACGUGCAGUUCGAUGAGGGAUUGCCUCCCAUCCUCAACGCCCUUGAGGUGCAGGGCAGGGAGACCCGGCUGGUGCUGGAGGUGGCUCAGCACCUGGGGGAGAACACAGUGCGCACCAUCGCCAUGGAUGGCACAGAGGGGCUGGUGAGGGGGCAGAAGGUGCUGGACUCUGGCGCUCCCAUCCGCAUCCCCGUGGGCCCCGAGACCCUGGGCAGGAUCAUGAACGUCAUCGGGGAGCCCAUCGACGAGAGGGGCCCCAUCACCACCAAGCAGUUCGCCGCCAUCCACGCCGAGGCCCCGGAGUUCGUGGAGAUGAGCGUGGAGCAGGAGAUCCUGGUGACGGGCAUCAAGGUGGUGGAUCUGCUGGCUCCCUACGCCAAGGGCGGCAAGAUCGGCCUCUUCGGGGGUGCCGGCGUGGGCAAGACCGUGCUGAUCAUGGAGCUGAUCAACAACGUGGCCAAGGCCCACGGCGGCUACUCCGUGUUCGCCGGCGUGGGGGAGCGGACGCGGGAGGGCAACGACCUGUACCACGAAAUGAUCGAGUCCGGAGUCAUCAACCUCAAGGAUGCCACUUCCAAGGUCGCCCUGGUCUACGGGCAGAUGAAUGAGCCCCCGGGCGCCCGUGCCAGGGUGGCACUGACUGGGCUGACUGUGGCAGAGUACUUCAGGGACCAGGAGGGCCAGGACGUGCUGCUCUUCAUCGACAACAUCUUCCGCUUCACACAGGCUGGCUCCGAGGUGUCAGCCCUGCUGGGGAGGAUCCCCUCAGCUGUGGGCUACCAGCCCACGCUGGCCACUGACAUGGGCACCAUGCAGGAGAGGAUCACCACCACACGCAAGGGCUCCAUCACCUCGGUGCAGGCCAUCUAUGUGCCAGCCGAUGACUUGACUGACCCUGCUCCCGCCACCACCUUCGCCCACUUGGAUGCCACCACGGUGCUGUCCCGUGCCAUCGCCGAGCUGGGCAUCUACCCAGCUGUGGACCCUCUGGACUCCACCUCCCGUAUCAUGGACCCCAACAUCGUGGGCCCCGAGCACUACGACGUGGCCCGAGGGGUGCAGAAGAUCUUGCAGGACUACAAGUCCCUGCAGGACAUCAUUGCCAUCCUGGGCAUGGAUGAGCUGUCUGAGGAGGACAAGCUGACGGUGGCUCGGGCACGGAAGAUCCAACGGUUCCUGUCCCAGCCCUUCCAGGUGGCCGAGGUCUUCACCGGCCACAUGGGCAAGCUGGUGCCCCUCAAGGAGACCAUCAAGGGCUUCAAGCAGAUCCUGGCAGGUGAAUACGACCACCUCCCCGAGCAGGCCUUCUACAUGGUGGGGCCGAUCGAGGAGGCCGUGGCCAAGGCCGAGAAGCUGGCAGAGGAGCACGCGUGAGGAGGGCACUGCUGGCUGUCCCCCACCCCCCCUGCUGUCC